Messenger RNA from Colletotrichum orchidophilum, 1695 nucleotides. RefSeq names its product glucosidase II beta subunit-like protein. Bases 1 to 1695 code for a protein of 564 amino acids. Gene Ontology annotation, cellular component: endoplasmic reticulum lumen. The record is from RefSeq and is a predicted model, not a curated record. Gene Ontology annotation, biological process: retrograde protein transport, ER to cytosol; endoplasmic reticulum unfolded protein response. Lineage: Eukaryota; Fungi; Ascomycota; Sordariomycetes; Glomerellales; Glomerellaceae. The transcript has a single exon.
AUGCGCCGUUUCAAUCUAGUUUUGCUGGCAACAGCCCAACUGUGCGGGGCCCGUCACCCUGGCUUCAGCAUCCACGAUGACCUCGUGGCAUAUCCCCAGGUUCGUCCGAUCCCUAGUUCAAGCCCAACAAAGGGAAGCUCUGGCAGUCAAACUGACAAUGUGCGCGCGCAGUACGAGAUAGUAUUUUCGGAAUCCUUCAUACUAGAACACGAAGCGCAGGCCUUACUGGACCGCGCGAACCCGCAUUCUACCUACUCGGCGGAGUUCUCGACAACCUCCGACGUCUCGCAGAACGUCCGGGAGGCCACUGACGCCGACAAUGGUCGCUCGUCUGAGGCCCUUGAGCGAUAUGAGCUCAUGAACACGGCUGCGGCAAAGUACCUCUGCUCGAUACCCAUUCUGGAGCCCCAAACCCCCGAGAACCACACGGCGACGGAGCUCGCGAAGCAGGAGGAGGCACGCGAGCUGGCAAAGGCUUCGGCCCACGGGUGGGAGCUGCUAGACGAGCUAGACGGCAACUGUCUGUACUUCAUGUCCGGCUGGUGGAGCUACAGCUUCUGCUAUAACCGCGAGAUUGUCCAGUUCCACGCCCUCCCGACGGUCUCCAACGGGCAGCCGCCCGUCCGCGAUCCCCACACGGCCGAGUACGUCCUUGGCAGGGUACAGAAGUCGCCCAGCCAGCGGCAGCAGACACAAGGCCAGGAGCAGCAACAAAAGCAGACGACAAAGUCAGGAAACCCCCCAGCCAACACGGAUCUGCAAAUCAAGGGUGACCAGCGAUAUCUCGUGCAGAAGAUGGAAGGAGGCACUGUCUGCGACCUGACGGGCCGCGACCGGACGAUCGAGGUGCAGUAUCACUGUGUGCCGGGCAUGAAGGGGGAUCGCAUAGGAUGGAUCAAGGAGGUCACAACGUGCGCCUACCUCAUGGUUGUCCAUACUCCGCGCCUGUGCCACGACGUCGCCUUCCUCCCGCCUAGGGCUACGAGCGCGAACCCAAUCAGCUGCCAGCUCAUCCUCCCCUCCGACGACCCCGCCGCGCAGGCUGAUUGGCAUCACCGGAAGACCUUGGAAGCUGAGGAAUCCAUGACCGGCAAACAGGAGAGUGCCGCGGCGACGGACGAAAAGGAGGCGGAGGAACUGUUGAAGCAGGCACAGCAAGACCCCAACGUGAGAGACAAUGCUCAGAAGGGCGUCAACGUGGGCGGCGUCAUCGUCGGCGCGCGUAACGUGCUCGGCGACGCGGACGAGGAGGGCAAGCCGCCGACCAAGCUCACGCCGCCGCGCAGCUACCUGCCCGGACGCGGCCACGGCCCGCUGGUUGAGAUCAUUGCCAGCGCCAAGAGCAAAGCCGAGGGCGGCGCGACGGAGAUCCUCGACGAGGACGAGCUCAAGAAGCUGGACCUGAGCCCCGAGCUUGUCGAGGAGAUGCGGGCUGAGCUGGAGCGCAUUGCCGGCGACAAGGGGUGGAAGCUCGAGGUUGUCGAGCAGCCGGGCGUGCCCAGAGAGAUCCAGGGCAUUGUUGACCACGGCGCAGAGGGUGAGGACGGUGAGGAGGCGAAGGGGAAGAGGAAGAAGAAGAAGAUUGUCGAGGGGGGCGAGGAGAAGAAGCAGCAGCAGCAGCAGCAGCAGAAGGACCAAAAGCAGGAUCAACAGCAGGAGGGCAGCGAGGAGCAGUUCUUCAAGGAGGAGCUUUAG